Zophobas morio is the source of this 1110-nucleotide messenger RNA. RefSeq names its product coiled-coil domain-containing protein 42. NCBI's taxonomy places the organism in Eukaryota, Metazoa, Arthropoda, Insecta, Coleoptera, Tenebrionidae. The record is from RefSeq and is a predicted model, not a curated record. The transcript has 5 exons. Bases 67 to 1059 code for a protein of 330 amino acids.
AUGUCAUUUACAAAAGUUUUUUCUUCGUGUUGUUUUCAUAUAUAAUAUAUAAUUACAUAUAAGGCGAUGUCAACGUCUAAGAAGUUCGUUACUCACUCUAGGUCAAUUACUUUCCCCAGAUUUCCUCCAUACCAAGAGGUUCGAGAGUAUCUUACGUCAAAAGCAUACUUUAGCAGCAUAGAAUGUGAUCCUUUGCAAUGGGAUAGAGCAGGACACGAUCCUGUAUUUGAUCUUAUGUACAGCCAACGUAAGUUACAAAAGGCUGAUAAAAUUUUAGCAGACAAAAGGGAAUGGGUUAAACAGGAGCAUAAGAAAAUUCAAAUGCAGUGGGAUGAUUUAUACGAAAAGGAGAUGAAACUAAAUCAUACUUUUAGAAAAUUAAGUCAUUUUAUCAAAUCCAACGAGGAAAAGAGAACGAGAGCUAUGAAAAUUCGUGACGAAGAUUACCAACUGCGAAUGCAAAGGACCGAAGAGAUCGAAAAUUUGGAGAAGAAGUGUAAUCUAGUAAUAAAAGCGCAACAGGAAAUUGAUGCUAAUAUAGCAGCUUUGAAAAUAUACGAGAAAUAUUUAAAUACAGUGGCAGGUGAAAGUGAAGACUUAAAAAACGCAGAUCAUUUGAUCAAUCGUUACGAAGCUCUUGUGAAUACCAGAAACUUGCUCGGUAAACGUCAAGACGAAAACCUAGGAGAAUUAGAAAACGCUAGAGCCAAAACCUCGAAAAUGGUCGAAGAGAACAAGUUCAAGAUCCUGGGCCUUAAUAACGUAGUUGCCGAUUUGCGUUCUCGUUACAACACCGCUUUUCGUGAAGCUCUGCACUGGGAGAAUCUCGUCUUAGCAAUCAAAAGACAUUCCUAUGAAAAGUACCAAGAAAUUAUCGAAGUGAGGGAAAGUUCUAGGAACGUGUACCUGCAAAUGUGUAAGAGGAAGGGUGAAAUGCCAAAAAUUCGCGAAGAUGAUUUUGAGAAACAAUUAAUUUUCAUAAAAGAGACUCUAAAAGAAUUGCGAGCCGUAAAAAUGAAUGCGCAGGGUUCUUUACAUUCAAGAAAAGGCGUAAAAUAAUUGGUACGAAUUUCAUUUGACGUAGUGUGUACUUUACGUAUUUUAAUUUUU